Elgaria multicarinata webbii is the source of this 1464-nucleotide messenger RNA. Its product is annotated as arylacetamide deacetylase-like 3. The coding region runs from base 8 to 1240 and encodes 410 amino acids. The record is from RefSeq and is a predicted model, not a curated record. Gene Ontology annotation, cellular component: membrane. The transcript is spliced from 4 exons. Gene Ontology annotation, molecular function: carboxylic ester hydrolase activity. Lineage: Eukaryota; Metazoa; Chordata; Lepidosauria; Squamata; Anguidae.
AGGUGCGAUGGGACUUCUUUAUGCCAUCUUCCUUGGGGCAGGAGGAAUGAUAGCAAUUGGUUUUUUCUUGCUGCUCUCCGGGACAAUUUAUUAUGACCUCUCCAGGAGCAAUAUUCCUGCUGGAUUUGACCAUCCAUUCAAACUUCGAUUUGUUCACUGGGGAGUCAUUCUGAUGAACACUAUGGGGAAGAUUCUUGAAGUGCUGGGACUCUGCAGGCAGAUUAUUGUCAUCCGCUUCCUAAUUGAUCUCCGGAGGCCAGCCCUGGAUCCCAGCCUCUCUUCCAAAGACCUGCAUUUCGAUGGGGUGCCGGUCAGGGUUUACCAGCCCAAAGCGCCAUCUGCUGGGCUAAGAAGAGGGUUUAUUUUCUUCCACGGAGGAGCUGGAAUGGUUGGAAGCAUCACUAUGUAUGAAGAUGUUUGCAGCAAAAUUGCCAAGGAGAGUGAUUCAGUCCUUGUGUCUGUCGGCUAUCGCCUGGCUCCGGAGCACCCAUACCCAGCGCAGUGGAAGGAUUGCUUCGCUGCUACUGUGCACUUCAUGCAAAAUGCAGAGCUCUACGGGGUGGAUCCUUCUCAGAUCAUCAUUGGUGGGGACAGUAUAGGGGCCAAUUUUGCUAGCGUUGUCGCCCAAAACCUGGUGGAGAGAUCAGGCCUGCCAAAGCUACGGGCUCAAGUACUGAUCUGUGGUGGCUUCCAAAGUAUGGACUUCAACCUACCUUCUUAUCAACAGAAUAGCAGGAUGCCUCUCUUGUUCCGGGAGAAUGUUCUUCAUUUGGGUCUGCAGUAUUUUCUAAAGGACGCUUCUCUGAGUCAUGAUGUCUUGAAGGGAUCUCAUGUGCCAGAUGAAAUGAGGCUCAAAUAUGGGAAGUGGAUGAGUCCAGAGAACAUUCCAGAGAAAUUUAAGUGUCGAGGAUAUGAACGAGUACCACACGCUCCUUAUAAGCCUGAUGUGUACAAACAAGUGUCAGAGACACUCCAACUCACUUUCUCUUCACUUUUUGCUGAAGACUCUGUCAUCCGAGAGCUCCCGGAGACUUUAAUUGUGAGUUGUGAAUAUGAUAUAAUUCGGGAUGAUUCUCUUUUGUUCAAAAAGCGACUGGAAGAUAACGGUGUGAAAUUCAGAUGGUUCCAUGCUGAAAACGGGUUUCAUGGAGUGCUGAACCUCUUCAGUGUUGGGUUUUUGACAUUCCCCAGCGGUAUAGAAAUACUGGACAACGUUGUAGACUUCGUCAAACAUUUAUGAGGGGAUUUUGCAGUGCUACCAUUCCUUAAGGAAUAAAAAUACCAAAAUAUUAAGGUGGAAGGGUGAAACACUCACACCAUUUUAAGCCCUGAAAGUUCUAAAUGUCCAUAAAAUUAAGAUGGCUUUUUUAAAAAUAGGGCUAUGCCAAAAAAAAAUUCUCCCACAUUUUUCUCAAACAUUGCCAUUCAAUUUGAAAGAAAAUAAAUUGCUUUCAAAGUGGAAUU